Messenger RNA from Suillus bovinus, 912 nucleotides. RefSeq lists its product as uncharacterized. NCBI's taxonomy places the organism in Eukaryota, Fungi, Basidiomycota, Agaricomycetes, Boletales, Suillaceae. The coding region runs from base 305 to 817 and encodes 170 amino acids. The transcript has 3 exons. The record is from RefSeq and is a predicted model, not a curated record.
UGCGAUAUCGCGAAAUUAAUUCUGUAAAAGAAAAGCCGUGCCUAAAGCUAUAUAGCUCGCAACUCACUGCCUACCGCAUUCACAAAAAUUGAUCAUCGCUUCGGCAUGAACAGUGCUUUUACCGUAGAAUCGACCCGAUAUGACUCGUACUGGUUGUCAACGGGUAUCUAGCACUGCGUGCACUUGCCAAGCGAAUUCAUUCAUAUAAAUGGUUUGAAGACUUCAGGCAUUUAGAUCUCCAUAGUUCCUCAACCUCAACUUCAUCCACACAAACACAUACCUUUGACCUAAUUUCAUCAUUAUUAUGUUGACUUCUUUUACUCGCUUCACGGUCGCUCUUGCUCUUACAUUCUCUGUUUUCGGUGCUGCUAUUCCAGUGGCCACUGACACCACCACUGCUUCUUCUUCUCGGACUACCCCUGUUGGUGCUCUGUGGAAGAACAACGUUCAUGAGAGGCUCUCUGAACCACCUUCCCAGCGGUCCGGUGAGCUCUGGGAAGGGAUUGAGCAUGAGAAUGUAGCACGGGACGGAUUGGCACCCGCUCGCAGAUCUGGCGAGCUCUGGCGUGGUCUAGAACACGAAGAAGUAGCACGAGACGGAUUGAUACCAUCUCGCAGAUCUGGCGAGCUCUGGCGUGGUCUAGAACACGAAGAGAUAGCACGAGACGGAGUGGUACCAGCUCGCAGAUCUGGCGAGCUCUGGCGUGGACUAGAACACGAAGAGAUAGCACGAGACGGAUUGGCACCGGCUCGCAGAUCUGGCGAGCUCUGGCGCGGGCUUGAACACGUGGAGGUUUCCCCUUCCACUGAUGCCUAAGUCAUAUUGCGUUAUCCAGACAUCGGUACUUUAUCAGGCAUGAGCGAGGAUCCCCGCGCUCGGGCUGUGUACGCGGGCAUGCACAGCAUAGUCGG